Molecule: messenger RNA, 1683 nt
Organism: Ramularia collo-cygni
Lineage: Eukaryota; Fungi; Ascomycota; Dothideomycetes; Mycosphaerellales; Mycosphaerellaceae
Exons: 2
Coding region: 1-1683 (560 amino acids)
Biological process (GO): regulation of DNA-templated transcription
Molecular function (GO): DNA-binding transcription factor activity, RNA polymerase II-specific; zinc ion binding
Source: RefSeq, a predicted model, not a curated record
AUGGACUCUCCAAGCAGUGGCAGCACCUUUGCAUCGCGAUCUAAAUCUCCUCUUGAACAACACCAACAAUCGAAUUCUCCCACAGAUCGAGUCUUUCAAUUCAUCUCCGACCCCAAACAUAGAGAAAACCUCAGCGGAAGAGUGCGAGCAGCAUGCGUGACAUGCAGGAGAAAGAAGAUCAAGUGUUCGGGCGAAUUGAACUGUCAGACAUGCCGAGAAAAGGGCAUAGUCUGCGAAGGACUGCCAGAUCGGAAACGACCCAGACGAGCAGAAUCCGUGGACAUUUCCUGUUCUCCGUCGACUUUCUCGAUUCUGGAUCCUGUACCGGCUGGAGUAGAUCGGAUCCGGAGACUGAGUACUUCUGUGGUGAGGAAUAGUCUGAAACCACGACCGGCUUCCUUGUUACGAUUGGCAAAGGCUAUGUCGAGUUGUGAUUCUGGGUAUGCAUCGGUCCCAUCACCAGCUCUUGCCGCCAAUGAGCCAUCUAUUAUGGGAACGUCACCAACUGAGAGUACUGCGGGAAGAACAUCACCGGCUGCUUUACAAGUGGAUGUCUGUGGUUCUGCAAGAGAAUUAUCACCACUAGCUUCACAGGUGGACAUCUGGGAUCCCGAAACAGCUUCCCAACGCUCAUCAUCAACACCCAAACCAUCAUUCAACGAGCAGAUGCAAGAUCCAAAAGACAUGGUAGAAAACGAAGCCGACAAACCUCUCCUGUUAAAAAGAUAUUCAUCCCAAGAUGAAAUAUCAUGGUGGAAUAAAACGCACCAUCGAAUUUCUCCCAGCAACACAGAUCUCUCCACAGCCGCGCGAUUCGUCUUUGGGGAUUCCGCACAACCUGUACAAAGUAACCUCCCGAAAGCAUCCAUGGACUUGGAUGGAAUGCCAAUCAUGACAUCGCCAUCGGGUGAAGAGACGAAAGCGAGAGGAAGCAGGAGGAGAGAAAGCAUUCAAUUCCCAAUCCCCGCACCCAAACCCUUUCUGGGAAUCGCAGCAGGAAUGCCGACAAGACCAGAGACAGUCGCACCCGUCCAGCAAACGCGAUCAACACCCCAAGAAGAAUUCGACGCCAUGGCACUGCUGCUUCCCAUUCCAGUGGAUGGAGCAACUCCCUCCUUGGCAAUGAAUGAAGCGGACAUAGCAUCCUCCAGCCUAACCAACUCCUCUACCUGGUGGAAAGCCCACAGCGACCUGCACUCUCUCCUCUCUCAAACCGUGAAUCCUCUUUCCAACAACAACAUAGAGGAGAAUGAGAAUCCACCACCACCGCCAAGAAUAAUAAUUCCAUCCACCACAUCUCCUCACCUCCAAAACGCCUCAAGAAAAUCAACCACAACAGAAACAAGAACAGAAAACCCCUUCCCUGACUUCAAUUCAUUAGAGAAWGAACAACAACAACAAUCUUCCCCCUAUACCUGGUACAAUGCCGAUUCCGACCUCGUAAACAUGCUCCAUCAAUCAUGUGACGUUCUAAACGAACUAGAACACCAGCCUACUCCUACGGGUCUGUCCGCUGAGAUUGUAUAUCCCGCAGCAGUAGAAGAAGAAGAAAUAAGUCGGCAAGAUGUGGAGGAUGUGACGAUGACGAUGACGAUGAUGAAGAUGAUGAGGGAGAGAAAGGCGUCGCCGCUGCUGAGGGGGAGAGUGAAGAGGAGUGAGGUUGUGGGGAAUUUCUAUUGGUAG